ACUCACUAUAUAAGACACACAAAAUUGAGCCAUCACCAAUAGUGAUUUAACUAUGGUAAAUGUAUUAGACCCAUAGAAUAAGAGCUAAUGUAUCAGUAUUAAAAUGUUUAGUUCACUCUUACCACUACCUAAGCAUUCCGAAUAUGCGACCGAAUCAAGUAAAAUAAAGGUGGCUGUACCGAAAGCAGAUAAAUUAUCUCAAAAAGUACUUAGUAUACCGAUGCAAGUUAGUUCAGAGAAGACUUCAAUUAUUAAAUCCGAUAAUGAAGUAAAUAAUGGGACAAUUUCGAAAUUAAUUGUUAAUAAAGAUGGAUCAGUCAAUUAUAGUCAAACCAUUGCUAUUUCCAACAAUAAAGAUAAUAGAAGUGUUCAAACAUCAUAUGAAGAUACGAUUCCAUUAAAGAAACGAUAUCCCAAUUUAAAGCAUCACUUUCCUCGAUUUAAUCUACGAGAUUGUCCUGAUAAUUCAUUACAAACUUGUGUAGAUGAUACUCGUAAUGUGAUUAAUAAAAUUUUGAAUGCUAAAUUAGGUAUAUCAGCCGAAACUAAUUCAAGUGCAAGUUCAAGUGCAAAUUCAAAUUCAGAUGUUAAUAUUAUUAAAUAUACUUCUAAUUCACUUAUUCAAGAUGAAGAAGAAUCAAGAGGAAGAGAAAGAAUUAUUCAAGUACGACAAUAUGUAGAAGAUCCCAUGUUACCACCUAAAUUUAAACUUCGAAAGAAUAGACAUAAGACUCCCUCACCUCCACCACCAAUUUUAAAGAAUGUUAAUGAAUUAGAAUCAAAAUUAACUAAAGAAGAUCGUGAGAAAUGGAAAAUCCCUGCAGCCAUAUCAAAUUGGAAGAAUAAUCAAGGAUUUACUAUUUCUUUAGAUAAACGAAUUUUAGCAGCUAAUGGAGGAUCUGUACCAGGAGAAUCUCAAUUAGAAACUAAUUUAAAUAUUGAGAAAUUUGGUAAUUUAUCAACGGCAUUAGAAGAUGCUGAUAGAAAAGCAAGAGAAGAAAUAAGAGUUAAAAAUGAAGCAGCUAAAUUACAAGCCAUUAAAGAUAAACAAGAAAAGGAACUUCAAUUAAAACGAUUGGCUGAUUUAUCACGAAAUCAAAGGAAACGUCAUUAUGAUACUUAUGAGGGAGAUAUAAAACGUCGACCAUUAAAUAGAUAAACAGAUA
Molecule: messenger RNA, 1166 nt
Organism: Scheffersomyces amazonensis
Lineage: Eukaryota; Fungi; Ascomycota; Pichiomycetes; Serinales; Debaryomycetaceae
Gene: PRP45
Product: mRNA splicing protein
Exons: 1
Coding region: 104-1159 (351 amino acids)
Biological process (GO): mRNA splicing, via spliceosome
Cellular component (GO): spliceosomal complex
Source: RefSeq, a predicted model, not a curated record